GACGACACUUGAAUGAAUCCUUUCCUUUGCUGAACGCUAUACACUUUAUUUUUCAUUUAAAAAGAAAAACACAGAGAGAGUGGAAAGAGGGAAGGAAAUGAAAUCGAUGUUUGGGAGUCCAGGGAAGGCGAGCGGGCUUGUGCUGAGAUUGGGGCAGUGUUUAUUUGCUGCUGCAGCUCUUUCUGUUAUGGCUUCUUCUCCUGGUUUCACUACUUGUACUUCCUUCUGCUAUUUAAUUGCAGCAAUGGGACUUGAAGUUUUGUGGAGUUUUGGACUUGCCUGCCUUGAUAUUCAUGCUCUAAGGUUGAAGAAAGAUCUGCACAAUCAUAUCUUCUUGAGCUUGCUCGUCGUUGGCGAUUGGGUGACUGCCUUUCUAUCGUUUGCAGCUGCUUGCUCCUCGGCUGGAGUGAUGGUUGUAUUUAUAAAAGACACAGAUAUCUGCAGAUUGCAGCCGACGUUGUCAUGUAAUACGUUCCAGAGUUGGAGGUAGGAGAAAGCAAUGAAGAAUAAAAGAGUACGGCUUUGUGGUGGGGCUGGGGUGUAUUAGCAAAUUAAAUCUCAUUGACCUAUUAAUACUUUCUUCUUUCUUUUCAACCAAUAGUGAAUGCUUGUCACACGUAGUUAGUUACUCUAUAAAUUUUAUUAUCUGAAUGGUA
This is a messenger RNA of Erigeron canadensis, 656 nucleotides long. Its product is annotated as CASP-like protein 5B1. The transcript has 4 exons. The record is from RefSeq and is a predicted model, not a curated record. Bases 98 to 490 code for a protein of 130 amino acids. Lineage: Eukaryota; Viridiplantae; Streptophyta; Magnoliopsida; Asterales; Asteraceae. Gene Ontology annotation, cellular component: membrane.